AUGAGGGCUGAAAUUACUGACUUCCUUCGCACGAUCCUUGAAACCACCUGGAAACCCCCUUCAACUGGGGUCAUCAAGGUGAACACUGACGCUGCCAUUAUUCCUCCUGCUGCUGUGGGGUUUGGUGGGGUGAUGGGUGACCAUAUGGGUGAUGUUGUUGUUGCUAUGUGUAUGAAGAUGGAAGGACGUUUUGAGGUUGAUGUCAUUGAAGCAAUGGCUAUGAGGCACGCAUUGCAAGUCACGAUGGAGUCGGGUUUCUCGAGUGUUUGUUUGGAGACAGAUUGCUUCAAACUCUACUCUCACCUGUCGAAGGCAACAGUCACCACCAACGCUUUUGGGAGGAUUGUCAAUGAUAUUCUUAUGUUAGCUCGCUCGUGCCAGGCAUGUUCUUUCUCUUUUGUGAAGCGCUCAGGCAAUAAGGUGGCACAUAGCUUAGCCAAGUUAUGUACUACUUAUUUUGAUUUUACAGUUUGGUUGGAGGAAUAUCCUCAUGAUGUAUCUGAACUAGUUUUGGCUGAUUUAAGCCAAAUUGAUGUUUAA
Molecule: messenger RNA, 540 nt
Organism: Chenopodium quinoa (quinoa)
Lineage: Eukaryota; Viridiplantae; Streptophyta; Magnoliopsida; Caryophyllales; Amaranthaceae
Exons: 1
Coding region: 1-540 (179 amino acids)
Molecular function (GO): RNA-DNA hybrid ribonuclease activity; nucleic acid binding
Source: RefSeq, a predicted model, not a curated record